Messenger RNA from Manacus vitellinus (golden-collared manakin), 489 nucleotides. RefSeq names its product hydrocephalus-inducing protein-like. The annotation marks the transcript as partial. The transcript has 2 exons. Gene Ontology annotation, biological process: axonemal central apparatus assembly; cilium movement. The record is from RefSeq and is a predicted model, not a curated record. Gene Ontology annotation, cellular component: axoneme. NCBI's taxonomy places the organism in Eukaryota, Metazoa, Chordata, Aves, Passeriformes, Pipridae.
CCAAGAAGCGUCCCGAGAAGCCUUACCUGCUCCUGGAACAUGGGCAAUCAGCAGAGUUUCAUGUGUUUUUCAAACCCACCCUGGCCCAACGCCUGAAAGGGAAGAUCCGUGUGCCAUUGUCAGGCAACAGUGAGAUCGACAUAGUGCUGGUGGGUGAAGGCCACAAUGAUCACUUCACCCUUGAUAACCUCCCUGGACUAGCAGAAGACAACCAGGAGAGCAAUGCUGAGGGCAAUCUGGAGGACGACAUCAUUGAGGCUGUCAGAGCGAAUCACAUAAAGUUUGGGGAGUGUGCAGUCAGGGAGCUCUGCGACAAGACCUUCACAGUCACCAACCGCAGCAAGGAGGAGGUGAUGCGGUUUGAGUGGCUGCUGGCAGAUGCCCCGUUCCAGUUCUCCCCCAAGGUGAGCUGGGACAGCCCUGCCUUUCUCAGUUGCUCAGGCCCUUUCCUGGUGUUCCUGGGAGCUGGCAGGGAGUCACCACAUACCA